AUGGACAUCACAGAAGAUAUUGGAAGAUUGUGGAGGGCUAAUAUGCAUCGAAUACUUGAUAUUAAAAGUAGGAUACUUGCUAAAAAAAAACCAACAACUAAUUUAGAUUAUGAUACCUAUAAGGAAAAAACUCUAGUAGCGUUGAUUACUGGCGGUAGUGGCGGGUUAGGUCUUGAGAUUGCCAUUGCGUUGGUACAGCGGUAUAAGAGUGUCAUUGUUGCUAUUGUUGACGUAGUACCACCAAAAAAGCAGCUUGUGAAACAGUACCCAAAUAUAAUACACUAUCGUUGUGAUAUCACAGACUCAUUUCAGGUUGCUCAUAUGAAAAAGAAAGUUCUACUAGACUUUGGUAAAGUUAAUAUUUUGGUGAACAAUGCAGCUAUUACGAUCAUCAAACAAUUGACUGAUAUGACUGAGGCAGAGAUUCAAAGAGUCAUAAAUGUAAACUUAAUUGCAUCGUACCACUUAGUGUCCAUGUUUGUACCUGAAAUGUUAUACACUAAAAAUGGAUGCAUAAUCAAUAUUGCUUCUGUCUUAGGUGAAUUGACACCUUCUCGUCUCAUUGUCUAUGGCGCUACAAAAGGUGGAUUAAUUGAAUUACACAAUUAUUUAAAUCAACAGAUCAAUGCACAUAAUUCGUAUGCAUACAAUCGAAGAGGACUGAAAGCAAUUUUAGUAUGCCCAGGUAAAAUAUCUACAACCAUGUUUAAGGAUGUUGACACGCCUUCAAAGUUUCUAGCUCCAGACCUACCACCUAAUGAACUUGCAACUGAGAUUAUAAAAACUGUAGAUAGUAAAAUAUCCUCUACACUGAGAAGACCAUACUAUUCUGGCUUAAUUCCCUAUAUAAAAAUACUUAAUCAAUCGUAUUUGGACCUUCUCAAGAACCUUAGCGGGAUGAAUAGGGUUACCAAGCUUAAAAAAAAAAUGCUGUAA
Molecule: messenger RNA, 936 nt
Organism: Nakaseomyces glabratus
Lineage: Eukaryota; Fungi; Ascomycota; Saccharomycetes; Saccharomycetales; Saccharomycetaceae
Product: short-chain dehydrogenase/reductase
Molecular function (GO): oxidoreductase activity, acting on the CH-OH group of donors, NAD or NADP as acceptor
Source: RefSeq, a predicted model, not a curated record